This is a messenger RNA of Durusdinium trenchii, 261 nucleotides long. NCBI's taxonomy places the organism in Eukaryota, Dinophyceae, Suessiales, Symbiodiniaceae. The record is from the annotation of a GenBank genome assembly.
ACGCUGAGCCAACACAGCGACGCCACACGAGAUAUUGGCGUGGCGGCGCAGCGUUUGAGCACUGCACUUGCAAGGGCGGGAUCUUGGCAUGGCCGAAGCACAGAUGAUCCCCGGGCCUCAGACAUUGCACAGCCAGGUGGUUUUCGGCGCUUCUUUCGCGGGGAGGACGCCUUGGCGCGGCCACUGAUGGAGGAUGUAAUGCGGGUGCAGCGGGCCGAGACCUUUCAUGCCCGCCUGGCCUCACCUCUCUUGCCCUUUUAU